GGUUUCUUACUAGAGAAGGAGGCAAAGAAAGAUAGUGACACCCUAUAAAAUCUAAAGUUUUGCAAAGAGGAACUUGUAUGAGAAAAAGGCCGGACCCUCUUGUGGCAACUUAUAUAUUACUUUGAAAACACAGCUUUGAUCUUUCUCUGCUGUGUGAACUUUUCCACAUACCUAUUUGUCCUUAGAAUUUCCAAAUAAAACAGUGGUGAAGACAAGGGAUUCUAAAUAGUUUUAGCUACAGGGGAAGAAGAGAAUGGUCUGAAUAGUCUUGCAUGGCGAGCCAAACAAUCGGAGAAACCGGUUUGUCUGAGUCAGGGCCUUCAACUCACCAUGUUCCUUAUGGAGUUCUUCAUGGGAUAACUACCUCUGCAUCAGGAUUAAUUAAUCAAGGGGAAGCUUUUGAUUUUGGAGAGCUUGAAGAGGCAAUUGUUCUCCAAGGAUUUAAGAUUAGAAAUGAUGAAGCCAAAGCAACUUUGUUCACAGGCAGGCCUGCAGCUACACUGGAAAUGUUCCCUUCAUGGCCAAUGAGAUUCCAACAAACAACACCAAGAGUAGUAGCCUCUCUCAGUUCUCCAUCUUUGACCAAUCCAUAUGGAAGUUCAAAGUCAGGAGGGGAAAGCACUGAAUCAGGAUCAGGAAUGAACACUCUUUCAACCAAAACUGAGCUUCAGUUUGAAACAGACUCUCCUACAAGUAUAAAGGCAUCUUCUUCAGACCAUCAUCAUGCUUUUGAUCAGCAUCACCUGCAGCUUCAACAGCAAAAACAACACCAACUUCAACAUGAGAAGACUACUGAUCAUGAUGCCUCAAAAGCUGACCCACCACAGAAUCAACCAGCAGCAAAAUCAGCUCAGGAAAAGAGGAAAGGAGCAGGUUCAACAUCAGAAAAGCCACUUGAUGCAAAGACACUAAGGCGUUUAGCUCAAAACAGAGAAGCUGCAAAGAAAAGCCGUCUCAGAAAAAAGGCUUAUGUGCAGCAGCUAGAGUCAAGUAGGUUAAAACUCUCCCACCUUGAACAAGACCUUCAAAGAUUGCGCUCCCAGGGACUGUUCUUGGGUUGUGGUGUUGCUGGUGGCAAUUUAAGCUCUGGAGCUGCAAUGUUUGACAUGGAGUACGCUAGGUGGUUAGAAGAUGAUCACCAGCACAUGGCGGAGCUCCGUACGGGGCUGCAGGCGCCGUUGUCCGACAACGAACUCAGAGUCAUUGUGGAUGGGUAUCUGUAUCACUAUGAUGAGCUUUUCCGGUUGAAGGGGGUGGCUGCAAAAUCAGAUGUUUUUCACCUCAUUAAUGGCAUGUGGACUUCCCCAACUGAGCGAUGCUUCCUCUGGAUAGGUGGUUUUAGACCCUCAGAGCUCAUCACAAUGUUGAUACAACAAUUGGAGCCUUUGGCAGAGCAGCAAAUAGUGGGCAUAUAUGGUCUGAGGCAUUCAUCACAACAAGCAGAAGAAGCUCUCUCACAGGGCCUCGAACAACUCCGCCAUUUUCUCAUUGACACGAUCGCAGGUGCUCCUGUUGUCGACGGUGUGCAACAAAUGGUCGUCGCCAUGGGCAAGCUUGCCAACCUUGAAGGUUUUGUCCAUCAGGCUGAUAAUUUGAGGCAACAGAGUAUUCACCAAUUAUGUAGAUUACUGACAAUUCGUCAAGCAGCAAGGUGUUUUGUUGUGAUUGGAGAGUAUUAUGGUCGUCUUCGAGCUCUUAGUUCUCUCUGGGCAUCAAGACCACGAGAUCACCAGCAGACUUUGAUCAGCGAUGAUAACUCAUGCCAAACAACCACGGAAUUGCAAAUGGUUCAAUCUCACCAGGGUCAUUUCUCUAAUUUCUGAAGGAUGUAUAUGUAAUUGACACUAGUUAUAUGUUAGCAUGAAAGAGUGGAUGUAUCUUUGGGGCUGCUUUAGAUGGAAAGAGUGUCAGCAUCAUCAAGAAUAUAUAUUAAUUUAUUUUUCUUUUCUCUUUUUUAUUUUAAAUCCUCCACCCCUUUCGUGUAGACGUUUUAUUGUAAAUGGAAUUCAAGUUUAAUGUGAAUGAUGAGGAAUUGAAGCUUCUA
Molecule: messenger RNA, 2044 nt
Organism: Lotus japonicus
Lineage: Eukaryota; Viridiplantae; Streptophyta; Magnoliopsida; Fabales; Fabaceae
Product: transcription factor TGA9
Exons: 13
Coding region: 273-1823 (516 amino acids)
Biological process (GO): regulation of DNA-templated transcription; DNA-templated transcription
Molecular function (GO): sequence-specific DNA binding; DNA-binding transcription factor activity
Source: RefSeq, a predicted model, not a curated record